GCUGGUGGGGCUGAGCCUGGAGGCUUCCUCGGGGCUGGGGGCUCUCCCGGGCAGUCAGCCCUGCGCAGAGUGGUCGCCGAGGGGCGGGGCCUUCGCCUGGGCUCAGCUCGGGGUCCGCACGCGUCGUCGUGUCCUUGCAGGACUGCUCGUCGGGAAACAUGGCAGUUUCCGUUUUCACAAACGCAUCAAGCCUAGCGCCAAGUUUUGCCACAGGUUGAAUUCGGCGUCACUGCAGUGGACACCGGGUCAGGAAAUUAGUGACUUGUCCCGGGAAACGCCAGAAUGGAGGUGUCAAUGCCCCUGCCUCAGAUAUAUGUGGAAAAAACCCUAGCCAUCAUCAAGCCGGACAUCGUUGACAAAGAGGAGGAGAUACGCGACAUUAUCCUCAGGUCUGGAUUCACCAUCAUCCAGAGACGAAAACUACAUCUAAGCCCUGAGCACUGUAGUAACUUUUAUGUGGAACAGUAUGGGAAAAUGUUUUUCCCAAACUUAACAGCUUAUAUGAGCUCUGGACCUCUUGUGGCUAUGAUACUAGCUAGACAUAAUGCCAUCUCAUACUGGAAAGAGCUUCUGGGACCACCUAAUAGUUUGGUAGCCAAGGAGACACACCCAGACAGUCUAAGGGCGAUUUACGGCACAGAUGAACUGCGGAACGCACUUCACGGGAGCAACGACUUCGCCGCCUCAGAGAGAGAGAUUCGGUUCAUGUUUCCAGAAGUGAUUAUUGAGCCCAUUCCAAUUGGACAAGCUGCUAAGGACUAUUUAAAUUUGUACGUAACACCAACCCUACUUCAAGGACUCACGGACCUUUGCAAGAAUAAACCAGCAGACCCCUUUAGUUGGCUAGCUGAUUGGCUGCUGAAAAAUAAUCCCAACAAACCUAAACUUCGUCAUUUUCCGGUAGCAGGAGAAGAGCAUUAGUGCACUGAAGCCGUGUGUCUACUUUAGUGUGCCCUGCAGGACAAGUGGUGACUUGUUCUCCUGUAAAAAGCUGUGAGUCUGCUUUUAAAGACGCCUCUUUCCUAAUGGUUUGAGCAACUACAUGUGCAGUAAACUAUUUUUCUGUGCAUUAAAAUCA
Messenger RNA from Mesocricetus auratus (golden hamster), 1078 nucleotides. RefSeq names its product NME/NM23 family member 5 (gene Nme5). The record is from RefSeq and is a predicted model, not a curated record. NCBI's taxonomy places the organism in Eukaryota, Metazoa, Chordata, Mammalia, Rodentia, Cricetidae. The coding region runs from base 283 to 921 and encodes 212 amino acids. Gene Ontology annotation, biological process: CTP biosynthetic process; UTP biosynthetic process; negative regulation of oxidative stress-induced intrinsic apoptotic signaling pathway. Gene Ontology annotation, molecular function: nucleoside diphosphate kinase activity. The transcript has 5 exons.